This is a messenger RNA of Nilaparvata lugens (brown planthopper), 3908 nucleotides long. It is a transcript of the gene Sym, whose product is annotated as symplekin. Gene Ontology annotation, cellular component: mRNA cleavage and polyadenylation specificity factor complex. Bases 135 to 3572 code for a protein of 1145 amino acids. NCBI's taxonomy places the organism in Eukaryota, Metazoa, Arthropoda, Insecta, Hemiptera, Delphacidae. The record is from RefSeq and is a predicted model, not a curated record. The transcript is spliced from 21 exons.
GUCACCAUUUUCUCAAAACAAAAAUCAUCAGAAUUUAGGUUAUGUUACUUUUUGUUGUGUAUGUAUAAUAUAAUUUUAUUCUCAUGAGAGAUUAUAUAUUCUUGUCUAUUUAGAACUUGUCUCUAUUUGAAGAGAUGGCGUUUCAUCGAAGCCCCGCAGCCCAAUAUUUCUUGGAGAGUCAGAAAAAGGCUGGGUCUUAUUCCAAAGAUGACAAAUCAUCGGAACAAAAGGUUGUCGAAUGGAUCAACGAAGCAUCCUUGUCAACAGAUGCCAAUAGGAAGAUCGAGUUGCUGAGGAUGGUGCAAGAGUUCAUCAUUCACAAGGAACCACACAUUCUUGACAAUUUCCUUCACGAAGUUGUAGGUUUCCAAAUCGAUAAAAAUGCCGAAGUCAGAAAAUUCAUCGUUGGAUUCAUUGAAGAAGCAUGUAAAAAAGACAGCGAACUACUACCAAAAGUGGUGCCCAACCUGCAGAUGCUGUUGCAAGACUCGUGCGCCCAGGUGCAGAAACGGGUGAUUCAGGCGGCCAGUCAGGUGUACCGGUGCACGCUCAACUGGGUGUGCAAGGCCACCCACAUCACCGAACAGAUGAAGGCCGUGUGGCUCAUGAUGUGCAAUAUCAAGAAGGCCAUUGUCGAUCUCGUCGAUAGUGAUAAUGAUGGAAUUCGAACGCAUACAGUAAAAUUCCUGGAAACAUUAGUUCUGUGUCAGACCUAUCCUGAAGAAGACAGUUUACAACGGGAGAAUGACUUCAGUUUAGAAGAUAUUCCACUGGGCAUGAAAAUUGCUAGGAGAAGAAAGCUGGAGGAAGAGGCAUUGACAUUGUUCUCUCUGAUGGUGAAAUUUCACGGCUCAGAGCACAUAUCCAGCGUGAAUUUGAUGACUUGUAUGGGAUCUCUGACACUUAUUGCUAAAAUGAGGCCUACAUUCAUGGGAAAAGUGGUUGCGGCACUAGAAACAUUGCACAUGAACUUACCGCCUACUUUGUCGAAAUCGCAAGUGAGCUCAGUGAGAAAGCAUCUGAAGCUGCAACUACUGAACUUGCUGAAGCACCCGAAAGCAGCCGAUUACUUGAACAACAUCACUACACUGUUGACCGAUCUAGGAGCUACUUACAAUGAAGUAAUGAAAGCCUACCCAAAAGACGUGCCCGUCAGACGUAAAUCGUCGAAACGUCCGGCACAGGCUGAGAGCGAAUCUGCAAAGAAACUGAAGGUGGAAGAAAUCAAAAAGGAGGCGGCCGAGGAUUCGGGUGGCGAGGAGGAGAGACGGGGGGUGGCACCCUCCUCUUCCCAAACUGCCCCUGUCACAGAAACCUCCAUUGACUUGACUGAGAAGUACAUUGUGGAACGUCUCAGUCCAGAGUUCACUGCUGAUCUGGUCAUUAUGGCUAUGAACAAGCUACCAGACUCGAUGCCGUCUGUGUUCAGUGCGACCUACACGCCGAUAGCAGCAGCUGGCACUCAAGGUCAAAUCCGCCAUGUUGCCAGAUUGCUGGCCACCCAGAUCGCGGUAGCGGGACUGGGACCUGGCAACGCCGCCACUAAGGGCAAAACGCCCUGGAAGGAUUUCGGAAAGAAAAGACCACUAGAAGAAGACGAUGAUGAGGAAGAAGAAGCCUCAGCGUCGAUGGCAGUGGAUGAUCCGAAAACAGCCAACCUGCCAGCCGUCAUUCAAAUGCCUUCGAAGAGAUCACGCAGGUCACUCAAACUCAACGAAAUAACCAAACCGUUGACAAGGGAAAACCGUGAAGCUAUGUCGGUAGCAGCUGUGAAGCGGAUAUUGGUGAGUGAGAAGAGGGCAAUCGCUGGUGGAGUUUUGAGUUUACGCUGCAAAAUGGUGGCAACCAUGGCCACCUCUUUCAAUCCUGUCAUUCGACAAGCCAUUCUAGACCACAUCCUCUCCGACGUUAAGAAUAAUCUACUGUUGGGUCUUUCUUGUUUGUAUGAGGAAUACGCUUAUCUACAAAGUUUCAAGAGGUUGCCGUCCGCAUUGAUUCCUGAUCAAAAGAAGAGAGAUCAGAACUACGGCAAUCUACUCAAGUCAUUUGUGGAGACUCUUAUCAAUAAGAAUGAUCUCAAGGAGAGAGAUAUGUUGUUGUUCCGAUUGUUCCUUGAGGCACCACUGAUAACCGAUGAGGUGGUGGAAAUUCUGAAACAGCUGUCAAGUCGCGACGUGAUCGGACUGACGAUACUGCAGGAGUUGGUCAUCAGGCGGCCUCCCAAACAGAUUGUCUAUCUCAACGCUUUGCUCACCUACACAUCGCAUGAGAGUACUGAGAUCCGAGGCACAGCGAUCAGCUACAUAGUGAUGCUUUACGACCGAGGGGAAUUGCGCAGUAUCAUUGAGGAGUACUCAGUGAUGUACUUGGACUUCCUGCGCCUGCCGCUGCCUCCUCCCCUGCUGUUUGGGGUGGAGCAGGGACGCACCAAGCCGGACGACCUGGCCUGGCAUGAGGACGCCAUCAAAGCUUGUCUAUAUCUGUAUCUCGUUCUCCUGCCCACCAACCACAAGCUUAUACACGAGUUGGCGAGAGUAUACGUACAAACAAUACCUGAUAUAAAGAGGAUAAUACUGAGACUAGUGGAAGUCCCCGUGCGAGGCAUGGGAAUGGACUCUCCGCAGCUUCUGUCAUUGGUCGAGGACUGUCCCAAAGGAUCUGAAACGCUUGUCACUCGAAUCAUACACAUUCUCACAGAUAAAGGCACUCCCAGUCCUGAGCUGGUGGCAAAGGUGCGAGAACUGUAUCAAACCAGAGUGUCUGAUGUCCGCUUCCUUAUCCCCGUUCUCAACGGUCUCACCAAGAAGGAGGUCAUUGCUGCUCUGCCCAAGUUAAUCAAGCUGAAUCCCAUCGUUGUAAAAGAGGUAUUCAACCGACUACUAGGCACACAUGCAGAGGCAGGCCACUCAUCACCUGUUUCGCCCGCAGAGUUGCUCAUAGCUCUCCACAACAUUGAUCCCACAAAAUGCGAGCUCAAGACUGUCAUCAAAGCAACUUCGAUGUGUUUCGCGGAGAAGUCAGCCUAUACACAGGAAGUGCUUGCAGUUGUAAUGCAGAAUCUGAUGGAGAUCUCGCCCCUCCCCACCUUACUUAUGCGCACUGUCAUUCAGUCUCUUUCUCUCUACCCACGGCUCAUCGGCUUCGUCAUCAACAUACUGCAGAGACUCAUUCUGAAACAGGUGUGGAAACAGAAGAAAGUGUGGGAAGGCUUCAUCAAGUGCUGCCAACGUACCAAACCUCAGAGCUUCCAGGUUCUGCUGCAACUGCCGGCCACCCAACUGGCUGACGUCUUCGACAAUUCGCCAGAUCUCAAGCAGCCUCUGCUUAACCAUGUCAUGAGUUUCACUGACAACCAGCGUGCGCACAUUCCUCAAACAGUGAUGGAUAUUAUAAUGGGACCAGAUCAACCUAUAUAUCCAAUGUACACGGUCAAAAACGAGCCAAUGUCACCACCAGAGCUUAUGAUCGACAUAAAGGAUGAGCCCUCUGACGAAGCCAAGUUGAAAGCUGCUCAACACCAUCCCGAACCAGUUCAGCCAAACGUAGAACCAGCUCCUCCUGGUGCCGAUUAAGACAAAUUCGAAAAUACCCAAAAACAAAUGAUCAGUGAACAUUCAUUAUUUUAAUUGAUUUGAACUGAAUGCAAUUAUAGGUAUACUUCUGUGGCGAUUGAAUGUAUUAAGUUUGGUUUUCAAAACUGCGUUACAUAAUAAUUUGUCUGUGAAGUUGUCUAUUUUUAAUUUCUAAUAUUUUCAUCAAUGUAGUGUAAAAGUGGUAUUUAGAUUGUCUUAAUCAAUGUGAGUUGAGCGAUUAUGUGUGGUAAUUAAAACAUUUAUUGUUGCGUUGUAUAUGUUCCGAGUCAGCGUUGGUUGGAAUAUUUAUAUUAAAAUCAAUAUCAAACUGACAAA